Cooperia oncophora is the source of this 1575-nucleotide messenger RNA. NCBI's taxonomy places the organism in Eukaryota, Metazoa, Nematoda, Chromadorea, Rhabditida, Trichostrongylidae. The record is from the annotation of a GenBank genome assembly.
AUGAGUUUUCUUAAUCUGCGUGCUUUACGAAUUCAAAAAGCGACAACCAUUGCCGAUCUUUCCGACGAUGCUCUCGUGAAAGUGUUCCAAAGAUGUGACAACGUGACAAUAUUACGAUGUUCGGACGUGUGUCGUCGAUGGCGCGCUUUAAUUUUCGCAGAAGAGCGAAAACCGCAGUCGCAGGUUCGUCGUGCACAAGACACAGUCGGAAUCUUCAUCGUCGAUCGAAGGAGGGCGAUUCUUGAGAAAAUGUGUCCGGGUUCUGAGCCGACUAAAUUAACAGCUACUCGCAGUGAAUGUUCACUGCUGAUAACGCCAGCGAUUCGAACCCCGAGAAUCACUCGAAGUUCUCAUAAUGAUGUGACUUCCAAGGAGCCACCUGUUCCACCGGAAGCUACUACGGUAUUUAUGGAAGAUCAGUUUGUAGAUCAAUCACAAGCCUCUUGGGCUUUCACAUUUGACUUCUCAACGUGGGCGAGUAGGCAUCAUGUUGUUGAGGUCUGUCUUCAAAACUUUUGCUCGUUCCUCGACCGAGAGCAUCCACGGAUGGAGUUUCCUGGUAACAACGGGCAUCUCGAUGGUAAUAACCAUGGAAGUUUUCCACAUAAUGGUGCCAUGCUCACACCGCCAUGGUCCGGAGGCGUUGAUCGGUCGCUCGCAGAGGGAUGUACUAGUAAUGGAUUGUCAGAUCAGCGUGGUUAUGCGUACUAUCAAUUGCCGUCGGCUAGAGCCUUGAUGAUUCACAAUCCACCGCUCACUGUCAUGGAUGACGAGACAGUAGCGGAACUGACCCGAUUAUCAUCCGGUCGACUGGAACGCCUAGCAGGAGUGUUAGCCGUAAUUCGUCCUUUGCACAUUGUAUUUCGCGAUCAUUCACUCUAUAACCAUCGCCCUACGCUUCUACUCAUAUAUUUCCUCAAAUUGCUGCAACCAUCUGUACGUCGUGUAACGUUUGACGGCAUUCAAUCUCAUCAUCUGAUUCCGUUGCAUAAAAUAUUCGACCUUAGUGGCAUUGAUGAGCUUAAUGUUAAUCAACCGCGGUUUUCUCCUGCAAUUUGUGUAUCUCAUCGUCUGCUGAUGAAUUGGCUGGCAUUACCAGCACAGCAAAGGCGUAGGCUUCGAAUGCGGCUCUCUGGUUGCCGCACAAUGACUGCGCGUGGUCUCGCUGUUUUUGUACAGACCUGGAAGACAACACCAGAACCUUGUUUAUUUGACCAGAUAUCCAUAGAUCUUCGUUCGGUACCAGUAUAUGAUUUUCUUGCUGAAAUGGAAACGCCAACGAAAGACCCAGAAGAGCCCGAGGACUGGCGACCUCCAACGCCACCGGCAGCUGCAUACGGUCAUGGACCUAUGGCAGCAGCAAGCAGAUGGACAAACUGUAAGCUGACGGUAAAGCACCGCAAGGGAAAUGUCACGCUGAAUAUGUGCGUAGCUGAAGGGUUUAUUGUACUUCGAUGCCGCUCAGCAGGUGAACAACGUUCCGCUCAACAGGCAUCUACACUGUGCCGAAGGAAUGUCCUUCCACGACCAUCUUCUUCUCAAUGCUUUGAGGCAAAAACUAAAAGUGGUCAGUGA